Molecule: messenger RNA, 6480 nt
Organism: Limanda limanda (common dab)
Lineage: Eukaryota; Metazoa; Chordata; Actinopteri; Pleuronectiformes; Pleuronectidae
Product: unconventional myosin-VIIa-like
Exons: 49
Coding region: 1-6480 (2159 amino acids)
Cellular component (GO): cytoskeleton; myosin complex
Molecular function (GO): ATP binding; cytoskeletal motor activity; protein binding
Source: RefSeq, a predicted model, not a curated record
AUGCUGCAAAAAGGGGAGUGGGUGUGGGUGGACUCUGACAUCGGGGUCCCCAUCGGAGCCAGGGUCAAAGUAACACCAGCUGGUCAGCGGCUGCUGGUGGAUGAUGAGGGAAAGGAGACGAGUCUGUCCCCAGAGCAGGAGUCCACUCUCAAGGUCAUGCACCCUACGUCAGUGGAGGGUGUAGGCGACAUGAUCAAACUGGGGGACAUGACCGACGCCGGGCUCCUCCGAAACCUGUUGCUGCGACACAGACAAGGAAUCUUCUAUACCUACACAGGUUCGGUACUGGUUGCAGUGAACCCAUACCAGGAUUUUCCAAUAUACUCAGCUGAGCAGGUGAAGUUGUACCAUGGACAGAAGCUCGGGGAACUCCCGCCACACAUUUUUGCCAUCGCUGAAUCCUGCUACUUCAACAUUACACGGCAUCUCAGGAACCAGUGCUGCAUCAUCAGUGGGGAGUCCGGAGCAGGGAAGACAGAGAGCACCAAGCUGAUCCUGCAGUACCUGGCAGCAGUCAGCGGGGAACUCUCUGAGCAGAGUAUUGAACAACAGAUUCUGGAGUCCAACCCAAUACUGGAAGCUUUUGGAAACGCAAAAACAAUCCACAAUGACAACUCCAGUCGUUUUGGGAAAUAUUUGGAGAUCUUCUUUGACGAGGAAGGAGUGAUCAAGGGUGCCCGUGUGGAGCAGUAUCUCCUGGAGAAGUCUCGUGUCUGCCAUCAGGCACGGGGGGAGAGAAACUACCACAUAUUUUAUUGCUUGCUGACAGGAAUCGCUGCAGAGGAGAAGAAAACUCUGAGGCUUGGAAAUGCUAAGGACUACAAAUUCCUCAAUAAGGGCGACUGUUUCACAUGUGCGAGUAGAGAUGAGGAAAAAGACUACAGUCGUAUUCACUCUGCUAUGAAAAUCCUGACCUUCUCCAAAAACCAGUGUGAGGAAAUCCACAAGCUGCUGGCAGCCAUCUUACACCUGGGAAACGUCUGCUUUGAGGGUGCCACUCAAAAUAACCUGGAAACCAGUGAUGUCACCAAGUCGGAACAUUUCAGCAUGGCAGCUUCUCUACUGGAGGUUCAGAUGUCUUCUCUGGCGGAUAGUUUGACCCACCGUUCCUUUAUGACCAACAGGGAGAGGGUGACCAAACCCCUCAGCUCUGAACAGGCCGAACACUGUCGAGACGCCUUCGUCAAGGCUAUCUACAACAAAAUGUUCAUAUGGAUUGUGGAGAAAAUCAACAGUGUCACCUACAAAAGUUCGACCAGUGGCGCCAAUUCUUCCUACCAUUCCAUUGGUCUGCUGGACAUCUUUGGCUUUGAGAACUUCCAAACAAACAGUUUUGAGCAGCUGUGCAUUAAUUUUGCCAACGAGAAGCUCCAGCAGUUCUUCGUGGCUCACAUCUUCAAGCUGGAGCAGGAGGAGUAUCUGAAAGAGGACAUUGUGUGGAACAAGAUGAAGUUCAGUGACAAUCAGGACAUCCUGGACCUUCUGGUUGGGAAACCCUGCAACCUGCUGGCUCUGAUCGAUGAGGAGAGCCACUUUCCAAAGGGCUCAGAUUCCACGAUGCUGAACAAGAUGAACCAGCAACACAAGGGGAACAAGACCUACGUCGCCACAAAGAGUGAAUACGACACCAAUUUUGGGAUUCAACACUUUGCAGGGGUGGUUUUCUACGAGUCCGAAGGAUUCCUGGAGAAGAACAGAGAUGCAGUCAGUUUUGACAUAAUAAAGACAGUGGAAAUGUCCACCAAUAAGCUACUUCAUAAGAUAUUUGCGACUGAGCUUUCCACCAAUGGGACCAAGAUUACAAACAACAAAAGGGUCAUCAUGACACCCGGGAACUCUGUGCGGGCCCAGUCUGACAAACGCAAACAAGUGCCCACGCUGAGCGGCCAGUUCCGUCAGUCUCUUGACUCCCUCAUGAAGGCUCUGUCAGCCUGUCAGCCUUUCUUCAUCCGCUGCUUCAAACCCAACAAUAGCAAGAAGUCUAAGAUGUUUGACAGAGAGCUGUGUAUGCGUCAGCUGAGAUAUUCCGGCAUGAUGGACACCAUCCACAUCCGGAAUCUGGGAUAUCCAAUCCGCCACACCUUUGAUGAAUUUGUGAAGCGCUACAGGGUGCUGCUGAAGACGGCCGGCUGUGAUACCAAAAAUGAGACAGCUGCUGCUCGUUGUGAUGCCAUCUGCAAGACAGUGAUUGAAGGGAAGGACAAGUGGAAAAUAGGCAGGACCAAGAUUUUCCUGAAGGAUGCCCAUGAUGCCAUCCUGGAACGAAUGAGGGAAAAAGAGCUCAGCAGGAUAGCUCUGAUUAUCCAGAGGGUCAUGCGCGGACUCAAAGACAGAAAGUCCUAUCUGAAGAAGCGACAGGCAGCUGUGGUGUUGCAGAAGCGUUGGAGGGCUUACAGAGCAGAGAAACUCAAGCACGGCUAUGAACGGCUGGCAUCAGUGAUCCGUAGUCGGAAACUCCGGUUACAGUUCCAAAGACAAAGUGCAGCAGCGCUCACCAUACAAACACAGGUGCGAGGCUUCCAGAAGAGGAAGAGCUGGAAGCAAAAAAGAGAGGCAGUCAUUCUGCUGCAGACUCAAACCAGAAAAGUCCUGGCCAGAAGAACAGUUCAGAAAAUGAGGGAUGAUGCCUUCUCUGCAGAGAAAGAGAGCUUGGACCAAUUAGCCUUAGCCCUUCAGCUGGGACUGGCAGACCUUGCCUCUGCAACGCAGUCAGCUGACGAGGAGCUAGAGCAGGAGCUGAAGUCAGAGUCAGAGUCAGAGUCGGCACAUGAGACUGAGUCGGUUACUGAACAGGGCUCAGAGGCAAACGCAUAUGAUUUUCAGCCUGCACCUGCUGUGGAAGUGGUGCAAACAAAAGCAUUCGAAUCAGACGAGUUUGAGAAGUUACGGACCAUACAAGAGCCAGCAGAGGAAAUCUCUUUCGAAACCCCAGGGUCGGAUUUGAAAAGUACCGCUCGGUUAUCGGCCCCCGCUACCCCACCAGUGGAAGAAGAGGAUGACGACUUCGAUGACGAAAGCGACGAGUUUUCAUUAUUCAGAUUCAGCAUCCUUCACUUCCAGAGCAACAUCUCUCACACGCACAUCAACCAGAGACUCAAGCAGCCCCUUCUGCCCCAUGAUGAUGAGGGCGAUGCGCUGGCCUGUCUGACUGUGUGGUGGAUUAUUCUUCGUUUCAUGGGGGACAUACCAGAGCCCAAAUCUCUGGAUGCAACAUCUCAAGCGUCCAGCACCCUCGUGAACCGUCUGCCUCCAAGGCAGGGCCGGAGGCUGAGCAGCCUGGUGGGACUUGACCAGAAAAUACUGAGGAAGAACAAGAAGAAGCUUGGAGCUGCCAGCAGGAGAGCGUCAACCAUCCUUGAGGAGCCAGAGAACGUGACGGAAGACGGGGACAUUUUGAUUGGAGAAGGUCCAACAUUGGAUCGGCCACUGUCAGCACUAGAAAAACUGCACAUCAUCGUUGGAUAUGCUCUGACCAGACGAGACAUACGAGAUGAGAUUUACUGCCAGAUCUGUAAGCAGCUGGUGGGCAACAACAACAGGAAGAGCCGUAUGCUAGGCUGGAACCUCCUCUCCAUCUGUCUCGGGAUCUUCCCUCCGACAGACCUGUUUGUGAAGUUUUUGAGGAAGUUUGUCUGCAGGGGGCCGGAUGGAUAUGGAGCAUAUUGUACCGAGCGCCUGCGUCGUAUAUUAGCCAACGGAGAAAGGCAAGAGUUGCCCUGUUUGAUAGAGCUACAGGCUGCCAAGUCCAAGAAGCCCUUAGAUGUGUCUGUGACUCUAAUGGACGGCCACAGUAUCAGUGUUCAUAUGGAAUCAGCCUCCACCUCUGCUGAAAUCUGUCAAGCUGUGGCUCGAGAGAUGGGUCUCAAAGACACCUAUGGAUUCUCCUUGUACAUCAGCUUCUAUGAAAAGAUGUGGUCUUUGGGCAGCUGUGAGAAGCAUGUGUUGGAUGCGGUAUCUCAGUGUGAGCAAGAGAUGAGGAGGCAAGGCAAAGAGGAGAAGGACACCCCCUGGAGUCUCUCCAUCCGCAAGGAACUGUUCACACCGUGGCACGAAUGCUCGAAGGACGAUAUUAGCACAGAUCUGAUUUACAGGCAGGUCAUCAAGGAAAUCAAGUCGGGAGAGUACGUCAGUGAGAAGGAGGAUGAAUAUGUCCAAUUGGCAGCUAAGCACUAUUACAUCCAGUUUGGCUCUGAGCACAGCAGAGAGAACGCCCACAGGGUGGUGGAGGGGUGCAUCACCACACCACUGAUUGAGAACAAAUCCAUGGGGAAAUGGAUCCAACUCAUCAGUGCAGCACAUUUAGAGGGUCCUUAUGUCAACGGGAAACAGACCAAAGAAAGUGUUAAAGGGGCGUUGGUCGACAGUGCCCGGGAGAAAUGGCCGCUGCACUUCUCCAAGUUUUAUGAAGUUACAAUGUUGUCAGGACCUCCUUUGGCCAAAAGCAAGUUUGUUGUGGCCGUAAACUGGAAAGGCAUCUUCUUCAUUGAUGAAAGAGAAAAGAGACUCGUUGAGCUUUCUUACCUGGACGUGAAGGACGUAAACACAAUGAAGUAUGGUGCCCCAUCAGUGAGUUUGUCCACAAUCCAAGGAGACUUUGUCCUGAGGUGUGCAGAGGCUUUGGACAUGGGUGCACUUAUAGAAAGGAACCUGGAGGGGUUGAGGCAGCGCUCGGUGUACGCUCUGGCUCAGCAGGACAUCAACGGACCAGAUGACCCCAUGGUGCUCGACUGUAAACGUGGCGACCUUCUGCAUGUAGAAAAAGAUGAAUAUUAUUCUCUUAAAGAAACCUGGCUCAGAGCAACUAACCAGCGGACCGGCGGCAGCGUUAGAGCCCACAGGGACUCAGUGCAGUUUCUGCCAACUCUCACAAGGCCGACUGAAGAGACGCUGGAACUGCUCAGUCCAGGCCAGAAGAAACGUUCAGCUGCACAAAGCGCUCCGCAGAGAGAUGAAACCGUGGCUCCUGUCUCAUUGAAAGAGUUUGCACUUGAGAACUUCAGGACUGUUGGGAAAGACCCGGGUCGUCAGGGUCAAUACAGAGGUUUAAGUAGAGAGAAACUGUGGGCCUAUUCCAGAGAACCUCUCAAGCAGCCGCUGAUGAGGGGUCUGGUCCGCAACUCUGAACUCAGCUCCCUAGCCUGCAACGCCUCCAUCUCUAUCCUGAAGUAUAUGGGUGACUACCCCGUUAAACAUGCCCGCAGCUCAGUGGAGCUGACGGACCAGAUCUUUGGUCCGGCGACGCAGUAUGAGGACCUGAAGGAUGAGAUCUACUGCCAGAUUAUGAGACAGAUGACCGGCAACAUCAACAGGCUGAGUCUGGAGCGUGGGUGGCAGCUGAUGUGGCUGUGUUCAGGCUUGUUCCCGCCCAGUACGAGUUUGUUGAAACACACUAAGAACUUCCUGGAGUCGCGGCCCAGAGACCCGCUGGCAGAAGUCUGUAUGAAGAGGGUGCAGGCGAUGUGCAGAAAGGAGCCCAGGAAGCUCCCUCCCCAUCAGGUCGAAGUGGACGCCAUUCUACAGAACAGCAACAUGAUCUUCCAUAAAGUCCAUUUUCCAAACGAAACGGAUGAAAUAAUCGAGGUCAAAUCUACAACCUCGAUCAAAGACCUGUGCUGCAGUGUUGCCUCUCACCUCAACCUGAGCUCAGCUGACGGGUUUGGCCUCUACCUGAAAACACCGGACAAGGUCGUGAGCUUGGAUGAGGACAGAUAUUUCUUUGAUAGUUUGAGGCAGACGUCAGACCUCCCUAGGAAAUCAAAGAGAGUGAAAGAAGGUAUCCAGGUUAACAUUCCCUACCUGGUGUUAUUUAAGAGGAAGCUCUGGUUCAAUGUGAAUCCGGGGAAAGACGAGAUCGCAGACCUCUUCUUCCAUUUUCCGCAGGAGCUGCCUAAGUACCUGCGGGGAUACCACAUUUGCACAAAAGAGGACAUGACCACCCUGGGUGGGCUGCUGUUCAGAUGCAAAGUGGAUUCAGACAGGUCCCAGUUUGUCAUGAUCCCCAGGAUGCUGAAGGACCUGGUUCCUGAAGACCAGAUCAAAAUUAUGUCUUCUGAUGACUGGAAGAAGAACAUCAUCUCCGCCUACAACAAGCAGAGCGGGAUCACUGUGCACGAGGCCAAAAUUGCUUUCCUUACACACAUCUCCAGUUGGUCAACUUUCGGCUGUGCCUUCUUUGAAGUGAAACAAACGUGUGAAUCUAGCUACCCACAAAUUGUUUGGCUUGCCAUCAGCAAACAAGGCGUAAGCCUAAUAGACCCAAAGACCAAGGAGCUGCUGGUCAUGCACCCGUUCAGCCGCAUCACUGAGUACUACGGCGAAGGCAGAGUCUUCCAGAUGACCAUCGGCACCCUGGUGAGGGAAAACAACUUCAUCUGUGAAACAUUACAGGCUACCACAAUGGAGGACCUUCUCAGCUCAUACAUCAGCAUGUAUGAGAGGCAGAGACAAUCCUUCCGACCGAGGAACAGCCUCUUUUCUUGA